Messenger RNA from Moesziomyces antarcticus, 2550 nucleotides. Its product is annotated as phospholipase A2, group VII. The transcript is spliced from 3 exons. NCBI's taxonomy places the organism in Eukaryota, Fungi, Basidiomycota, Ustilaginomycetes, Ustilaginales, Ustilaginaceae. Gene Ontology annotation, molecular function: 1-alkyl-2-acetylglycerophosphocholine esterase activity. The coding region runs from base 1 to 2550 and encodes 849 amino acids. The record is from RefSeq and is a predicted model, not a curated record.
AUGGGUCUACCUCCGUACACCGGGCCUUUCAAGGUCGGCGUGCUCGAUCUCGAGAUCCCUGUUAGAAAGCCACGGAGCUUCUGCGACAAUGUGGUGGAGCCGGGCGAGCUCAACAAACCCGCUCGUAAGGCGCGGCGUAGGGCAAAACAGCAAAAUCAAGAGGCCAAACAGAGCCGACGGGACAAGCAAGGCCGCGAUGAGAAACUUGCGGAUUCGGCAGAGCCAAAGCAGAAGCCAGGUGGGACGGGAAAAGCUACAACAAGCUCUCGUUCGCGACCGGAGGCACAGACUGCGACGAGCACCGAAAGUCAAAGCGCGAAUGCGUCUGCAGCGCAAGCAAGCGGCCAUGCCCAAGACGAAGACUCGUGCCAAGAGAAGGACGAGUCCGCCUCCAAGCUACCCUGGUCGCCGUGGUCUAGCGGGUCAAAAACAUGCACGCUUCAUCUCGAGACAGUGCUGUUCACGAUCUACUACCCGACGCUCCCCAUGACCGCGAGCGAGGAGAAGCGAUACCCUCGGGCCGCCUGGCUCGGCCGCCCCGUGCACGCUGGUGUGCGUGCGCUGCUGCAGUACGUAGGCCAGUACGGCCUCUUUGCCAUCCCUGCGAGCCCGGCGGUGAUGACGCUCAUCAAUGCACGUCUGCCUGCGCGCGUCGGUCCACCGCUCGCUGAUCCGGAAGAGCUGCACAGACAGGCGCAUCCCGACCGCCAAGGCACGGACCGCGCCAAGGCGGGCAACUUUGGCAAGAGACCCCCGCAGUUCCCUGUCGUCGUCUUCUCGCACGGUCUGGCGGGUAAUCGACUGAGCUACUCGCAGUUCUGCGGCGAGUUGGCCAGCCAAGGCAUCAUCGUAGCUGCCAUCGAGCACCGCGACGGCUCGGGCGUGAGCAGCAUCGUGCGAGGCGAAGAGGCUCCCAACCAAGCCGGAAAAAGCGCCUCCCUACCAAAGAUCAUCGGACAUCCCUCAUCAGGCCGCAUGAAAGCGUCGGUUCCAUACUUUACAUUCGAGACAAUAGGGUUACAGUCGUUUGCUACCGAGCCGUCGGAGCGCGAGGUGGAUCUGCGAAGGGACCAGAUCGAGAUGCGGCAUGCCGAGAUCGAAGAGACGCUCUACGUCCUCAACGAGAUCAACGAAGGCCGCGGAUACGAGAUCGUCCAGCGAUCUACGCGAAAUUUGGGUACGAAGCUUGCGGGCCACUCGGCAUCGGCGACGAACGCGCGGCUGCCGGGCAAUAGUAUCUUGAAGGCGGAGCGUCCGCUGGAGGAUUGGAGGGGCAAGUUGGAUCUCGAGUUCCCGACGCUUUGCGGCCACUCGUUUGGUGGUGCGACGGUGUUGGAGUUGAUGCGCAAGCCGAACCCGUUUCCCAUGGCGAUUGUCUUAGAUCCCUGGGUCGAGCCAGUACGCGAUCCAGCCAAGGAAGAAGACGAGGUCAAAGGACGAAUCGGCAAGCCCGUCUACGUCCUGAAUUCCGAGUCCUUUACUGUAUGGGAGGAGCAUUUCGACAAGCUCAAGCGGAUCUGCCUGGAUGCGCGCAAGACGUCGUCGAGGGGAUGGCUGUUGACGCUGACGGGGAGCAAGCACACGGACUUCUCCGACUAUCCCUUCUUGCUGCCAAAGAUGUUCCGGUCGACGGUGGGGCCAAGACAUACGAUCGAGGUGUUCAGCAAGGCGACUUAUAUGCAGAUGGGCCUGUCGCGUCAGCGUGCUCGAGAGUCGCACAACAAGCCAGGCUACAAAGUGGAUCGCCAGGGCUCGCUGCGCGACGAUGCCCCACGCUCGCACCGAACGCGUGCCGUCGAUGUUGGAGGCUCUGCGCCAUCGACGGAAGUGACGGUAUCCCCAACAAAGUACGAGGCGCCGGCGUCUCGAGUUUCGGAUAGCAUGGUCGGCGCAGCGGCGGACCAUCAAAAUGGGCUGGGACAGCGUGGGAAAGGUAAUGCGUUGAAUAGCGCGCAAGACACUUUGACCACUGCAAACGGACAAGAUCGAGACGUCAAUGUCAACGUCAACGCCGACGCCAACGCCGUUCAUGAGGCAGCCACGUCGGGAUUCGAACGCAGUGGCUUGCGACAAGCCGAAUCUGGCAACCAGACCGAAUCUGGACCGUGCAGCUGCCAAGAGUUGGCCGAAGAGAGCAAGAAUGACCGUGCUGCCGGGGGCCAAGAAGCGCGAGACAUUGUGGGCGCGCGACACCGCGAGGUCAGCAGCACCCAAGCGGCCACCGACACAAGCACGAACGGCAGGGCGAGGGACUUCAUCACGGACCUUCGGUAUCUCGACAUGAUCGAUGCAGACCAAGACGUGCAGCAGGUGCACGAGGCGCUGGAAGAUAUCAGCCAGCGACUGGCGCACAAACAUCUGUCGGAUCUGAGAGAUGGCAACUCGAUGCUGACGCUCGUAUCGCCCUUUCUUGUUCAUGUCUUCACAGGAACUACACGGCCUCGCUCUUUGAUGUCCAUCUUCAUGUAUUACAACGGUCUGCGGCCGGGUCUGGAGCGACCAGGUAAAGUGCUUAUCCACCAGCUCGACUCGUCGCAUCCACCCAAGUAG